Messenger RNA from Fundulus heteroclitus (mummichog), 3709 nucleotides. It is a transcript of the gene mtnr1al, whose product is annotated as melatonin receptor type 1A like. Gene Ontology annotation, biological process: G protein-coupled receptor signaling pathway. Gene Ontology annotation, cellular component: membrane. Bases 444 to 1511 code for a protein of 355 amino acids. The transcript is spliced from 2 exons. The record is from RefSeq and is a predicted model, not a curated record. Gene Ontology annotation, molecular function: melatonin receptor activity. Lineage: Eukaryota; Metazoa; Chordata; Actinopteri; Cyprinodontiformes; Fundulidae.
UCAGACUCAGGCGCUCAGAGCAAGCUGGAGGAGUCUGAGUGGUGUUGAAGUCUGAAGACUGAAUGACGGCUGGAGCGCAGCGCACAUGUGAAGCUGACCGAAGCGGAGAUGAUGAACAGCGGCACAGACAGGUGACCGAUAACCGGACACGAUUCAAAAUGAGACGGACCACCUGAGCCGCGGUUCAGGUGGACGCUUUGACAGACUGACAGGGAAGAUGUUUGCCGCCACAGAAUGUGUUUUACUGAGAUUCAGAGACCGAGACUGCCGUUGAACCUUCACAAGAGUCCAGUAGGAUAAACCUAAGAAGAAGAAAAAACGAAUGUUUCCUGAAAUGUCCUGUCAUACGUUUGGCGACUCUGGCGCGUAAAGACCAAACCGCAGCCGAGCGCGCAAGGUGUGCGCACACUUUCAGGUCGCACCUAGUCUGACCUUCCUGCGUUAUGCUGAAUGGACCCACCUUCCACCGCUACGUCCCGAUGCGACUGGUCGACCCGAGGCACCUCCCGCAACUGAUGUCCCUGGAGGACCAUGAGCCCACCAUGGCGGGAGGGACCCUGGAGCCGCGCAACUCCACAGCGGCGUCGAGCGAGGAGGGAGCCCCGGGUCAGCAUCAGCACUCCUUCCCAUGGGUGGCUACCGUGCUUGCCGGCGUCCUCAUCACAACCAUCGUGGUGGAUGUUAUCGGGAACCUGCUGGUGAUCGUGUCCGUGUUCAGGAACAGGAAGCUCAGGAAAGCAGGCAAUGCCUUUGUGGUUAGCCUGGCCUUUGCUGACUUGGUGGUCGCCAUCUAUCCGUACCCACUGGUCCUGACCGCCAUCUUCCACAAUGGCUGGAUCGCAGGCUACAUCCACUGCCAGAUCAGCGGCUUCCUCAUGGGCCUCAGCGUCAUCGGCUCCAUCUUCAACAUCACCGGCAUUGCGAUCAACCGAUACUGCUACAUCUGCCACAACCUCAAGUACGACAAACUGUUCUCCAGCAGCAACACCAUGUGCUACGUGAUGCUCGUCUGGACGCUCACCAUCCUAGCCAUCGUGCCCAACUGGUUUGUGGAGUCGCUGCAGUACGACCCGCGGGUGUACUCCUGCACCUUCGCGCAGUCGGUCAGCUCGCUGUACACCAUCACGGUGGUGGUGGUGCACUUCAUUCUGCCGAUGAGCAUCGUCACCUACUGCUACCUGCGCAUCUGGAUUCUGGUGAUCCAGGUCAGGCGGAGGGUCAAGCCGGACUCACGGCCUAAAAUCAAGCCGCACGACCUUCGCAACUUUCUCACCAUGUUCGUGGUGUUCGUGCUGUUCGCCGUAUGCUGGGCGCCGCUCAACCUGAUCGGCCUGAUGGUGGCGCUGGACUCCAGGCUGAGCCGGGCCAUACCCGAGUGGCUGUUCACUGCCAGCUACUUUAUGGCGUACUUCAACAGCUGCCUCAACGCCGUCAUCUACGGCGUGCUGAACCACAACUUCAGGAAGGAGUACAAGAGGAUCGUCCUGAUCAUCUUCAAGUUUCACUGCUGAGAUGAAACGCUGAGAGCAGACACAAUGAGCGGUGCUUUCUAACAUUACUCCCACGAGAAGACAAUUAAAAAGCCAUGAGCAAAAUAAAUAAAAGAAGACGAGAAGUUCAGAAAAACAACACUGUGAAAAGGAAGAAGCAGGAACAUGUAGUUUGGAGAAGAAACACUGUGGAACUUUGAUAGCUGUAGGGGAAGAAGAGGAUAAAGAUGAAGUAGAAUAAAUGACGCCAUACUGAGAGUCGUCAGUGCUGCCUUCAGGGAAACCGAGACUUUUUAAAAAUGUAGCGAGUCACGCAAAGACCACAGAUUGGAAGUAACUCUUAGUAAUUUGUCUCCUCAUGACUGUCUUUGGUAAGAGGGUCAUUAGCUGUUGUUGAAAUUUGAAGCUUAUCGACUUCUCAUGUGUUUUUAACCAGCAUCACAAUUCAUUUAAAUGUCGGAAUAUCAAAACAUCGUGUCCAUUCACCUCUGCCUGAUUAAUUUUUUAACGCAGAACAUGCUGCUGGACUUCUCCAAAACUGUGAGUUUGAAUGGUAAAAUGUGGGUAAAAAAAUACUAAAAUGUGUGCUCCUGGGAGAGAAAAACAGAACAAAAGCAUAAAAAAAAAAAAUCAAGAUUUGCAUUUCCAUGCUGUAGUAUAUACUUUAACAUUUCUUGUCUUUGGGGUGAAGACAAAGGGCAACAAAAGAAUAAGACUUGAAAGGACUAAUUUUAAAUAAUUUACUAAUGUUCAUUUGCAGAAAAAAAACAUUUUCAAUAGGAAAUAGAACUUUUUAAGCUGUUUUAUAUUUUACAAGUAUUAAAUGCAACAGAAGUGUGUCUGCUCGGCAAUUUAACUUCAGAUAUAAAUUAUUACAAUGAACGAUUUCAGAAAUCCAAUUCCACAACUUAAAACUCAAGUAAACACACAGGUGCCUGUUUUAAUACUGGGUUUUAAACGCGGGUUUUUGGGUUUUACCCAAGGCCUUUCUCUUAAGGGGACAUGUCCACAAGAACUUCAGAUCGAGGAGGUUUUGGUGUACAACCAUCCUGUAGGAUUGUAUGACCACCUCUGUAGGUCUUAUUGGGCAAUGAGCUUGUUUCCGGAUAUGUUAAAGCAAAGAUAAAAAAUAAAAACAGGCAUUGAAUAAAAGGACAUUUACAUGUAAUAGACUAUACAUCAGAUGGAUUAAGCCUUUAACAUAAAAAAAUGGCACAUUUAUUUUAUAUACAUAGAACUAUUCCAGUUUUCACCAAUAGCCAAGCUACAAACAAGCUGCAAACAUCUAUUUUUUUUUUUCUAGUUUGGGCUGCAUUGGCUGUAGCUCUUCUAUUUCUUCUCAGCAGUGCCACAGAAAUCGACCAGCCAAUUUGCCUUUUUAAUUGAACAUAAAUGUUGCAAAUCUCACCAGCUUUGUGAAAUAUAAACCAAAUAUUAGAAUAGCUUCUGGCCUAGAGUGUUGGCUUUUGAAAAUAAGAGCAUGCCAAACUUUUUGGGACAUUUCAAGUCUGUUGGACAAAAACAGGUAGCAACAAGGCCACCUUUAAAAGACCUGGACAGACUGUUCUUAGAACCCUUUCAACAAACAAUGGAUAUGCAAUACUUCCCUAAAUAGACAUAAGAUGCGAUUAUGGUUCAGCUAUCUUGCAAAUAUGCAACGCUGUAGAGCGGUUACAACUUUAUCUGGAUGUCUCUGACAUCUGGAUAUCAGUAUUUGCUUUACCCAGCUGUGUGGUAGUCUGGGGUAUUAGAUAGAAUAUGUUUAAUAAGGCAACAAAGUGUCUGUGUAGCUGUAGGAUGUUCCAACAGCCCAAUUGUUCCUGCUCCCCUUUUGGAUGGUUUAGUUGGGUCCCUGGAUCUGUCCCACCAGACAAGUGAAGCCCGCAGCUGUGUUCUUGUGCCAAAACUCUUAGUUCAUGAACAUUUUUGCUCAUGGGAUGUUUCCAUUUCUGCCUGUAGCCUUCCAUCCCAGUCAUCUGAGGAUUCUCAGUUUGGUUUUCUGAGGUUCCUGGAUCAGCUUAUAACAUAUCACCCUUGUAACAUGGCUAGAACCAACUCUGUCAGAGCAAUACAUUAGCGAGAGCACAGAACCCUUUCAAACGCGCCAUUGCGUGGUCCCCAAUGGCUCAAUCCAAAAGGAGGUACUAGGGGUAGUGAAAUUAUAAGUAAAAAUCUGUAUUUCCUGUCGUGAACAGAUGACAUUUUGCAGUAAACUGUUU